GCAUUGGAUGAUGAGUUUGUUCUGCAAUAGAAGAAUGAGUGUCUCUAAGUGGGUGCAUCCUGUUUCCAAAAGAAUUAUGGACAUCAUUGAGAAAAACAAGAAUGUUGCUAAGCAUUGUUUCCCUAUGCUUGCUGGAGGUGGUAAGUUCCAGGUAAAUUUAUUGCAAAGCAUCAAUGCUCAGUCAUUUGUUGUGAACUUGGAAACGAAAACAUGCACAUGUAGGCUAUUCCAAUUGUCUGGCAUACCAUGUGGGCAUGCUUUAGCUGCUAUCUGGUUUUCAAACCUAGAUCCAGUGGGAUUCAUAGAUGACUACUACAAGAGGCAAGCAUAUGAAGAAACUUAUGCGACACCAAUCGAACCAAUGCCUAGCCCAGAUAAGUGGCCUGACACUGGUCUGAAUCCGAUACAUCCUCCAACAGAGACAAUUUUACCUGGAAGGCCUAAAAAGUCUAGAAACAAAGAGGCAGAUGAACCACCACCUACUACUGCAACAAAGGCUAGGAGAGUUGGCCAAGUUAAUCACUGCAGCAAUUGUAAGCAAACAGGCCAUUCACGAGUAACAUGCAAGAAUGCAACUAUGGAGCCUGCAAGGCAAAAAAAGAGAGGAAGACCACCAUCUCAGAAUCCUACUACUGAAACUAUUAAAAGGAAGGAGCGAGCUAAGAGACAGAAGCAAAGGAAUGGUGGUUCCACAUCUCAGACCAACUAAGAAGCUGCUCUUUAAUCUUA
This is a messenger RNA of Humulus lupulus (European hop), 729 nucleotides long. RefSeq lists its product as uncharacterized. Bases 8 to 709 code for a protein of 233 amino acids. The transcript has 2 exons. Lineage: Eukaryota; Viridiplantae; Streptophyta; Magnoliopsida; Rosales; Cannabaceae. Gene Ontology annotation, molecular function: zinc ion binding. The record is from RefSeq and is a predicted model, not a curated record.